GGAGCCAUGGCCGAGAGGAAGGCAGCGGGGCGGCAGGGCGAGGAGGAGGAGGUGCCGGCCUUCUUCAAGAACCUGGGCUCGGGCAGCCCCAAACCCCGGCAGAAAUUCUGCGGCAUGUUCUGCCCGGUGGAAGGCUCCCUGGAGAACAAGACCAUCGACUUCGACUCGCUGUCCGUGGGCCGCGGCUCCAGCAAGAUCGUGGCCCAGCAGAGGGACGUGGCGCAGCUGGGCCCGGAUUCGCCGUCCCCCUACUCGCGCCAGAGCAGGAAGGCAGGGGAACCAUCUGUUGAAUUCGGGAGGAAGGUGGAGAUCCGAGCGGCCACCGGCAAAGAGGCGCUGCAGAACCUCAAUGACAAGAGCGAUCGUCUUUUGAUCAAGGGUGGUAAAAUAGUUAAUGAUGACCAGUCUUUCUAUGCAGAUAUUUACAUGGAAGAUGGGUUGAUAAAGCAAAUAGGGGAGAAUCUGAUUGUGCCAGGUGGAGUGAAAACUAUUGAAGCCCAUGGAAGGAUGGUCAUACCUGGGGGAAUAGAUGUCCAUACCCGCUUCCAGAUGCCAGAACAGGGAAUGACCUCUGCUGAUGACUUCUUCCAAGGAACCAAAGCUUCCCUGGCUGGAGGCACCACCAUGAUCAUUGAUCACGUAAUUCCAGAGCCAGGGUCCAGCCUGCUCACCGCGUUUGACCAGUGGCGAGAAUGGGCGGAUAGCAAAUCCUGCUGCGACUACUCCCUCCACGUGGAUAUCACAGAGUGGCAUAAAGGUGUUCAGGAGGAGAUGGAAGCCCUCGUGAAAGACCAUGGUGUGAACUCUUUCUUGGUUUACAUGGCCUUCAAAGAUCGCUUUCAGCUCACUGACUCGCAGAUAUAUGAGGUCCUGAGUGUAAUCCGUGAUAUUGGUGCCAUCGCUCAAGUCCAUGCUGAGAACGGUGACAUCAUUGCUGAGGAGCAGCAGAGGAUUCUGGAACUGGGGAUCACAGGCCCCGAAGGGCAUGUAUUGAGCAGACCUGAGGAGGUGGAAGCUGAGGCUGUGAAUCGGGCAAUCACCAUUGCCAACCAAACUAACUGCCCCCUCUACAUUACCAAGGUGAUGAGCAAAAGCGCUGCAGAUGUUAUUGCUCAGGCCAGGAAAAAGGGCACUGUGGUAUAUGGCGAACCCAUCACAGCCAGCCUGGGGACUGAUGGAUCUCAUUACUGGAGUAAGAACUGGGCCAAGGCAGCAGCCUUUGUCACUUCCCCCCCACUGAGUCCUGACCCAACCACUCCUGACUUUCUCAACUCGCUGCUGUCUUGUGGAGACCUUCAAGUAACUGGCAGUGCUCACUGCACCUUCAACACUGCCCAGAAAGCUGUUGGAAAGGAUAACUUUACCCUGAUCCCUGAAGGGACCAAUGGGACCGAAGAAAGAAUGUCCAUCAUCUGGGAUAAGGCUGUGGUGACUGGUAAGAUGGAUGAGAACCAGUUUGUGGCUGUGACUAGCACAAAUGCAGCUAAGAUUUUCAACCUGUAUCCUCGGAAGGGACGCAUUGCAGUGGGUUCUGAUGCUGACUUGGUUAUCUGGGACCCUGACAGCGUCAAGACGAUCUCUGCGAAGACUCAUAACAUAGCUCUGGAGUACAACAUCUUUGAAGGCAUGGAGUGUCGUGGGUCUCCGCUGGUGGUUAUCAGCCAGGGAAAGAUUGUGCUGGAGGAUGGGAACCUCCAUGUAACUGAGGGUUCUGGAAGAUAUAUCCCUAGGAAACCGUUCCCUGACUUUGUUUACAAGCGCAUCAAGGCCAGGAGCAGGCUGGCUGAGCUGAGAGGUGUCCCACGUGGACUGUAUGAUGGUCCUGUCUGCGAAGUAUCAGUGACACCAAAGACUGUCACACCAGCAUCCUCUGCUAAGACAUCUCCAGCCAAACAGCAGGCCCCACCUGUCAGAAACCUGCACCAGUCUGGAUUUAGCUUGUCUGGCGCACAGAUCGACGAUAACAUCCCCCGCCGCACUACGCAGCGCAUCGUGGCCCCACCCGGCGGACGUGCCAACAUCACCAGCUUGGGCUAAGAAACAAACCCUUCUGUGGCCGCCUAGCGAACCCGGGGAAGGGGGCGCGGGGCACCUGGAGACCCUUGUGAUUCUUUUAGAGCCUGUGACAGUUACUGCGGGCAACCAAUGGGUGGGGUCAAGUAAGGCGCCACUUUCUGUUCCCUCUCAACCCCCUGCCCUCCUCAUCCUCACUGCACCCACUCACUUCCCCUCCUGUCCCUGAACAUCUAAAGAGACAACCCCAGCCCUGUUUUUGACACCUCUGACAUGCAAAAAUAAAUGGAAAGAGGAUGUUUGCCACAUGUGGCCUCUGUUCCCAUUCAGCAUCUUUCUUUUGGCAAAGGAAGGAGAAAGUGAAUUUCCCAGGAGCUGCCUUUAUUAAAAAAAGAAAAAAAAAAAAAAAAAAAGAA
Alligator sinensis (Chinese alligator) is the source of this 2429-nucleotide messenger RNA. RefSeq names its product dihydropyrimidinase like 2 (gene DPYSL2). The transcript is spliced from 14 exons. Gene Ontology annotation, cellular component: cytosol; cytoplasm. Gene Ontology annotation, molecular function: hydrolase activity, acting on carbon-nitrogen (but not peptide) bonds, in cyclic amides. The record is from RefSeq and is a predicted model, not a curated record. The coding region runs from base 7 to 2037 and encodes 676 amino acids. Lineage: Eukaryota; Metazoa; Chordata; Crocodylia; Alligatoridae.